Messenger RNA from Hibiscus syriacus, 1824 nucleotides. Its product is annotated as magnesium transporter MRS2-1-like. Lineage: Eukaryota; Viridiplantae; Streptophyta; Magnoliopsida; Malvales; Malvaceae. Gene Ontology annotation, molecular function: magnesium ion transmembrane transporter activity. Gene Ontology annotation, cellular component: membrane. The transcript has 6 exons. The record is from RefSeq and is a predicted model, not a curated record. Gene Ontology annotation, biological process: magnesium ion transport; transmembrane transport. The coding region runs from base 139 to 1455 and encodes 438 amino acids.
UAUCAAUCCGAUUGUUUUUCGCAGUUGUUAUUGUGUUGAUAUUACAUUGUUCAAUUAGGGACUGUGAUUAAAUCUUCUUCACGCUUAUCUGGGAGUAAAAUCUCAGUUUCAUUUGUUCGAGUGUUUCAGUAUAUUGUGAUGGCGAACCUAAAAGAGCGAUUGCUUCCACCGAGACCUCAAUCAGCUAUAAACAUUAGAGAUGCUUCUUAUCGGCCAUCUGCCUCUGGACACCAACCUUUCCAAGGCAUGGAUUUAUCAGGGUUAAAGAAGCGUGGCCAAGGACUUCGAUCUUGGAUCCGUGUUGAUACAUCUGGGAGUUCACAGAUAAUUGAGGUUGACAAGUUCACUAUGAUGCGUCGAUGUGAUCUACCGGCACGGGACCUACGGCUUCUUGAUCCUCUUUUUGUUUACCCCUCGACAAUCCUUGGUAGAGAAAAGGCUAUUGUUGUAAAUUUAGAGCAGAUACGGUGUAUAAUCACUGCCGAUGAGGUUCUACUCUUGAAUUCCCUUGAUAGCUAUGUUUUGCAGUAUGUUGUGGAGCUACAAAGGCGGUUAACAAGUGGAGUAGGUGAGGUUUGGCAAUCGAAGGGUCCUGAGUUGAGCAGAAGAAGGAGCAGUAGGGGUUUUGACAAUGCAUAUGGGAGCACGUCCCCUGAUUAUUUGCCCUUCGAGUUUAGGGCUCUUGAAGUCGCUUUGGAAGCUGCCUGUACGUUCCUUGACUCACAGGCAGCAGAAUUGGAAAUUGAAGCAUAUCCACUACUGGAUGAGCUUACAUCAAAGAUCAGUACGUUAAACUUGGAGCGUGUCCGCCGAUUGAAGAGCAGACUCGUUGCAUUGACUCGAAGAGUUCAGAAGGUUAGAGAUGAGAUAGAGCAGCUAAUGGAUGAUGAUGGAGAUAUGGCGGAAAUGUAUCUUACCGAGAAGAAGAGCAGGAUGGAAUCAUCAUUCAAUGGUGAUCAAAUGAGAUCAAAUGAUGGCCUUUCUUCUUCUGCUCCAGUUUCGCCUGUUUCUUCAGCCUCCGAAUUUCGCAGGCUGGAGAGAAGCCUCAGCAUAGCAAGGAGCCGCCAUGGGAGCAUGAGGAGUUCAGAGAGCACUAAAGAGAAUAUUGAAGAGCUUGAGAUGUUACUGGAAGCAUACUUCGUUCUCAUUGACAGCACCCUAAAUAAGUUGACUUCGUUGAAAGAAUACAUUGAUGACACAGAGGAUUUCAUCAACAUUCAGCUGGAUAAUGUUCGAAACCAGCUGAUCCAGUUCGAACUGCUGCUGACAACUGCGACCUUUGUUGUUGCUAUAUUUGGGGUUGUAGCAGGAAUAUUUGGCAUGAACUUUCUGAUACCAAUGUUUGAUGAGCCUGGUGCAUUUAAGUGGGUCCUCAUAAUUACUGGGGUUUCUGGGAUCAUCAUAUUUUGUGCAUUUAUUUGGUUCUUCAAGUACAGAAGACUGAUGCCCCUAUGAGAAAAGAAAAAGAAAACUAUGAAGAAGAGAGCAGUAAUUUUGGCAUAAUUGUUUUAUGUACCCUGAGAUGUAUAGGGAAACUUGAGAAAACCAAAACAGAAAGCUCUCAUUUUGGAGUCCAUUCUUUUGUACAAUUGCAUGGUCAUCUUUCACUGCAAAUGUAAGUUGGAGGAAGAAAACGAUGCCAUUGCCGAGCAUGACUGGAUCUGGUAGUAGAACAUGGGACUUAUCACCUCCAGCUAACUGGUUAUUCUCAUUUCCGACAGGCAUCCGAUAUUGUCCUUUUUGGUCACUUAAAGGGGUCUCAUAUUGGUCCUUUAUCAGGGAAUAUGCGAGGUGACGAGUUCUGAUGAUUCAAAAAAAAAAAAA